AUGGACUUGAAUUUUCCGUUUGGAACCCCACUCGUGGGCCACAUGGACUCUGUGCUGGAUCUGAGCUUCAGCAAGGUUUGCGAUAGCGGCUUCUACUUGGCCUCCGUCGGACGGGAUGGCCAGGGGAUUGUACGUCGCGGUGACACUGGAGAAAUAUUCACAAGCCUCUUGGGCCACCAGAGGGCAGUGCGCGGAGUGUACAUGAGUGAGAAUGCCACGAUUGUGGCGACUGGCAGUGAUGAUUGCACCGCCCGCAUUUGGAGUGUCUCAAGUGGCAAUGAACUGGCGAAGUUCCGGCAUACCCAGAAGGUGUCAAGUUUGGCGCUGGACACUGGAUCGGAGCGCAUGCUUACCUGCAGCCAGGAGCGCGAAAGCAAUAUCUGUUUGUAUGACGUGAAUCAAAGCAGGGAGGUCCUGUGCGUUUACCAAAAGAAAUUAAGAGGUGUGCGCAACGUGAUCUUCUGCCGUGACGAUCGCUCGUUUCUCGCCUCGUCCUACGACCGCACCAUCGAGCUGUGGGACAUUUUGAGUGGCCAGAGCAGCCACAAGAUCUCGCUGCCCCAUCACGCCAAGAGUGUGGAGCUGUGUGCCGAUGGGAAGACGGUGACCAUCGGCUAUGGCGAAAGCGUUGUCUUUUUCGACGCGGAUACAUUCAGCAUACACGGUCAUCAUAAGAUACCGUUCAAGGUGAUAGGCGCAUCGCUGCAUCCACAGAAGAAGAGCUUUGUGUGUGCCAGCUUGGAAGGAAAGAUUCUAAAGUUUAAUUACGACACAGGCGAGCAAGAAGAUCGAUUUAGGGCCCACGUGCAAAUGGGGCACAACAUUAGCGGCAUCAAGUACAGUCCCGACGGCGAGAUGUAUGUCAGCUCGUCGACCGAUGGCCAGAUCACAUUCUGGUCGCAGACAUCUGGGAACCAAAAUAGUGAUGAGGACUCCAUUGCUUCGUACAGUUCUGACAGUAGAGACGACUUCCUGGACGAGGGCGAUGGAUACAGUGAACAAGAAGACUACGAUUAG
Molecule: messenger RNA, 1017 nt
Organism: Drosophila pseudoobscura
Lineage: Eukaryota; Metazoa; Arthropoda; Insecta; Diptera; Drosophilidae
Product: serine-threonine kinase receptor-associated protein
Exons: 1
Coding region: 1-1017 (338 amino acids)
Biological process (GO): spliceosomal snRNP assembly
Cellular component (GO): SMN complex
Molecular function (GO): RNA binding; protein binding
Source: RefSeq, a predicted model, not a curated record